Molecule: messenger RNA, 2505 nt
Organism: Aethalodelphis obliquidens (Pacific white-sided dolphin)
Lineage: Eukaryota; Metazoa; Chordata; Mammalia; Artiodactyla; Delphinidae
Gene: ARMCX1
Product: armadillo repeat containing X-linked 1
Exons: 4
Coding region: 741-2105 (454 amino acids)
Cellular component (GO): mitochondrion
Molecular function (GO): protein binding
Source: RefSeq, a predicted model, not a curated record
UCCUUGAUCCCAGCCAGUCUAUGUGUGGAUGGGUGCUUGCCCGGGGGAUUCCUGCGGUGCGGGUAGAGGAGGGUGGAGACUAAAGAAGGACGAGGCUCGCUUUCUCCACACCCUUGCACUAUCCCCGGCCCUUUCAAGAACAAGAAUGGUGGACCCUGGGGGCCAGAUUACAGGGGAUACCCCAGACCAGGAGGGGGGAAACCUGAAACCUUUGGCAUCCAGGGCCUUGAAUCGGGAAGGCCCGAUGUUAAGGUUCUUGUCCUGUGUGCUGGUCCAUCUAGCAAGCCAGUAUCUUGGGGCUAGGCGUCUGUCUUGUCAUUCCCCGUGUCUUUCAGUAGGGCGCUGUACCACUCGGAGCAAAAGAAUAAAGAAUCUGCCCCGAACCUCUGCAACAGUCUGUCUCUGCCCUGUCGCCUGUCUGUGUCUUUGGAUCUUGCGGCUGAAGGCCAAUCCAACUCUAGGAGCAGGAAGAAGAGGAAAAUUGUCCAGAAACAAGUUUGCAGGACUCAGUGUACUUCCAGGCAAGAAAUAGAAGGAAGAAACUGCCUGGACCCCUGAGGGUGUAUGUGGGGCUGCCACUGCCCCCAGGACAUCUGGAGGGACAGGGGAGGUCCCCCAGUAUCUGUAGCUGCAGCAGAGCCUGCUGGCUGUAGCUGAAGACUCCACAGCCCCCUCCCCCUGACCCCUGACUUGGGAGUACUCUUCUGGCCAGAGCAAACCCUCCAGACACUCGUGGCAGCAUGGGCCGAACUCGGGAAGCUGGCUGCUUGGCCGCUGGUGUAGUGAUCGGCGCUGGCGCCUGCUACUGCGUAUACAGACUGACCUGGGGAAGAGAUGAGAGCGAGAAAAUCUGGGACGACCACGAUGAUGAUGAGGAGGAGGAAUCUAGCGAUAUUGCAGAGACUGGGAAAGGAGCUAAGGCUAAUGCUGGGGCAGGGGCUGGAGCCAGACUUCAGGGUGACUCAAAGGCCAAGGCUGAGGUGUCCGUGGAACUCAGGAGUGGAUCUAAUGUAAAGGCAGAGGCCCACUUGAAGGCCCAGAGUGGAGGUGGCCUAGAGGCCAAGGCCAAGGCCCUUUUCAGCACCCUGAAGGAACAGGCAAGUGCAAAGGCGGGCAAAGGGGCCAGGUUGGGUACCAUCUCCGGAACCAGGACGCUUACACCUGGUUUACCCUGCCCAGGAGUCAGGGGUGGAGGCUGCCACCCUGUGAGGAAUGGAGCUAGAACUGGGGGCAGGACUAGUGGCAAGUCCAAGGGAAGGACCAGAGGUAAGAGCGCCAGGACUCCAGCUACAUCAUGGCCUGUUCGAAGGGGCAAGUUCAACUUUCCCUAUAAAAUUGAUGAUAUUCUGGGUGCUACUGACCUUCAAAAGGUCCUUAACAUCCUAGAAAGAACUAGUGAUCCUUUUAUUCAGGAAGUAGCCUUGGUCACUCUGGGUAACAAUGCAGCAUAUUCAUUUAACCAAAAUGCCAUUCGUGAAUUGGGUGGUCUCCCAAUUAUUGCAAAACUGAUAAAAACGAAAGAUCCCAUUAUUAGGGAAAAGGCGUACAAUGCCCUUAAUAACUUGAGUGUGAACGCGGAAAAUCAGGGCAAGAUUAAGACAUAUAUCAGUCAAGUGUGUGAUGACACCAUGAUCUGUCGUUUGGACUCAGCUGUGCAGAUGGCUGGUCUAAGGCUGUUAACCAACAUGACUGUGACAAAUCACUACCAACAUUUGCUUUCCUAUUCUUUUCCAGACUUUUUUGCUUUGUUAUUCCUGGGAAAUUACUUCACCAAGAUUCAGAUUAUGAAACUAAUCAUAAACUUUACUGAAAAUCCAGCCAUGACAAGAGAGCUGGUCAGUUGUAAAGUACCAUCAGAAUUGAUUUCCCUCUUUAAUAAAGAAUGGGACAGAGAGAUUCUUCUUAAUAUCCUUACCCUAUUUGAGAAUAUAAAUGACAACAUAAAAAAUGAAGGGCUUGCCUCAUCCAGGAAAGAAUUCAGCAGAAGUUCACUUUUUUUCUUAUUCAAAGAAUCUGGAGUGUGUGUUAAGAAAAUCAAAGCAUUAGCAAAUCACAGUGAUCUGGUCGUGAAAGUAAAAGUCCUAAAAGUAUUGACCAAACUUUAACUGGGGGUCUGUCCCAAACAAUACUGAGGUAAUUUUUUUAGUUUGCACUUGGGAACAAUGCAUUUUGUAAAUUCUUUGCUUUUCACUGUGCUUAUAUGUCAAAGAGAUCCUUUCAGCUGCUAUUUUGGAAUAAUGAAUAUCACAUAUCAACAGUGAUGCUGGUUGUGAUGGUUGGUUUUAGGCUAGACCAUUUUAAGGAUGUCAGAUGAAUACUAGAGCUUGUACAAAGAAAGCAUUUAUUGAUUCCAUCUUGCUACCUAGAUUGAGAUAUUUUUACUCUUUCCUCUACUUAAACUGACAGCGAACUAAUCACGAAUAAGCUAUACUUUUGUAUUGGUUUACAUUUGUUAAUCUUGUGUUUCAUCAAUAAAGUUGUGUGUUUUAACCAGCAAAAAAAAAA